Messenger RNA from Acinonyx jubatus (cheetah), 7235 nucleotides. RefSeq names its product pleckstrin homology like domain family B member 1 (gene PHLDB1). The coding region runs from base 1812 to 6074 and encodes 1420 amino acids. The transcript has 24 exons. Gene Ontology annotation, cellular component: basal cortex. Gene Ontology annotation, molecular function: protein binding. Lineage: Eukaryota; Metazoa; Chordata; Mammalia; Carnivora; Felidae. The record is from RefSeq and is a predicted model, not a curated record. Gene Ontology annotation, biological process: regulation of microtubule cytoskeleton organization.
GGGGCUGAGAGGAAGGGUGGGGGGCGGGGGCCCUUCCUCCCGUCUUCCCCUCACCCCAGCCUCCCUUUGGCCGGUCCGUUCUAUUGGUGUGGCCAGCUGAGCAGUGACUGUGGCCCUGGGAGUGUGUGAGCACGUAUGCCUGUGUGUGUGUUUCUGGGAGUGUGUCUGUGUGGGAGCUUGUAGGAGAGAGUGUGUGUGGUGCAUCCCCUCGGUGUCUCUCAGAGGUAGGAUCCACCCUCUUCUUUGCCUUGUUUUCCCUCCAGAUGUGCAGCUUCCCCACCCACCUGCACACACACAGCUGGGCCUGGGCCCCACUGGGUCCUGGCCGGACCACAACUUUGCCUGGAUGAGAAGACCUCCAAAGGUCUUCUGCCUGGGCUGACCUUUGGAGGUGCGGGGCAGGAGGGACAGAGAGGAGGUUUCUUCCCAGAAAUAGGCUCUCCAGGCUCCUGGGGGCAGUAGGGACCCCAGUUGGGGCAAUGCCUGGGGCCCCUGAGUGCAAAUAGAAAGUUAAUUUGGGCAGGAGCUGGGCUGCUCUCAGUCCUUGUUGCCCUCCUGCCUGCUCUAUUAAUACAGAUCCAGCUCUCCUGCCUGGCAUCACCUAUUUAUAGCCCAGAGGCAGCAAGGCCACACCCCCUGCGCGGAGGAGGCUGAGGGGCAGAGGAGGGGGCAGGGGACUCAGCCACAGGAGCCAGGGCUGAGGGUCCCUGGGUGCCCACAGCCUUCUUGGGUGGGCCUGGCUCUGAUGGGCCGGAAUCCACUCAGACUCCCCACCUCCGUCCCAGACUGGGCUGUGCAAUCGGCCUCCAGAUCCUCCCCCACCCCACCCCACCCCCAUCAACCUAGGAUUGAGUGGGUCUGUCUAGACCCUGCGAACUCAUCAUUAAUUAGCUUGUUAAAGGGCUGAGAGGAGCGGGAGGGGCCAGCAGGGCUCUUUCUGAAACAGCUGUGGUUGUAAUUAGGUGGAAGUGUGGUUGGCUAUUAUUUAUUCCGGUUAUGAUUACUCCGGGAUCAGCAUCCCUGAUUGGUGGCUUGUCUGGGAAGGCUCCCCUCUCUCCUAACCACCCGUCAGUCUUGGAAUCAUUGGUGCCUGCCUGUUUGGGAGGGCCUCUGGGUGUGCCAGAGAAGUGGGUGGCUUUGUCCACUAUGGUUACCUGUGGUGGGCUUCUCAGCCUACUGGCCCCUUCGCCGCCUGCCUCGGCAAUGCCUAGGGUCCCAGCAACAGGCUCCCGAGCUGCUCAGUGGGAGGUCUGCCAUGGUAUCCACGUGGCCUGGAUGCCCCUUGCCCUUGUGGCUUGCCUGAACUGAACUGUCUCAGCGUCCAGGAAUGUAGACUUCCCUGCCAGUCUCAGCGCAGACUGGCAUGAAGCUUGGGGUGCCAAGUGGCACCAGAUUGGGUAGAUAGGCUGGGCGAGCGGUGUGGACAGAUCGGGAGGGUGAUUGGAGAGAGCACCAGGGCUCUCCCAACGUAGCAUCUUUUGCAGGAGUCCUGCAGUGUGGCCGGGAGGAGGAGGAGUCCUGUUAGCCAGGCUCAGGAGCCUCUGCACACACCUGCCGCCGUGCACGCUCUUGGUGCCCCUGGCUACGUUUCUGGCUUCCACAUACCCUCCCCUCUCCGUGUAGUCACCCUUACUGGGCAGGACUGGGCUUGUGUCUCCUGCCUGGGAAUGUGCUUGGCUGGGGCAGGGCCCACUGGCCCUAGGCUUGGCUAGAUUCCACGGAAGACCAAGGAGCAGGAAGAUAUCAGGCCAGAGGGUGCUUUGUCGGAGAGAAGGAAGGUGGUGGCUCUCCCCCGGCCACGUCAUGGCUGUAUGUUGUGCCUGGGUCAGUCGACCUUCCUCCGCUUUAACCACCCGGCUGAAGCCAAGUGGAUGAAGAGUAUGAUUCCGGCAGGGGGCCGGGCCCCCGGGCCCCCCUACAGUCCUGGCUCAGAAUCGGAAAGCCUGGUGAAUGGGAACCACGCGCCACAGCCCGCGACCCGGGGCCCCUCUGCCUGCGCCAGCCACAGUUCCCUGGUGAGCUCUAUUGAGAAGGACCUGCAGGAGAUCAUGGAUUCGCUGGUGCUAGAGGAGCCCGGAGCGGCUGGCAAGAAGCCUGCCGCGACUUCCCCACUGUCGCCAAUGGCUAAUGGUGGGCGCUACUUGCUGUCCCCGCCAACCAGCCCUGGUGCCAUGUCUGUGGGCUCCAGCUACGAGAACACCUCUCCAGCCUUCUCUCCGCUCUCCUCACCAGCCAGCAGUGGGAGCUGUGCCAGCCACUCACCCAGCGGGCAGGAGCCAGCACCUUCCGUGCCGCCGCUGGUGCCUGCCCGUUCCUCGAGCUACCACCUGGCCCUGCAGCCCCCACAGUCCCGACCGGGCGGUGCCCGCUCCUCCGAGAGCCCCCGGCUGGGCCGGAAAGGGGGUCACGAGAGGCCUCCCAGCCCUGGCCUCCGAGGUCUGCUGACAGACAGCCCCGCGGCCACUGUCUUGGCAGAGGCCCGCAGAGCCACCGAGAGCCCCCGGCUGGGUGGGCAGCUGCCCGUGGUGGCCAUCAACCUGAGUGAAUACCCAGCUUCCGGUGCCCGAAGCCAGCCCACGAGCAUUCCUGGAAGCCCCAAGUUGCAGCCUCCGGUCCCUGCUCCCCGAAACAAGAUCGGCACCCUCCAGGACCGCCCUCCCAGCCCUUUCCGUGAGCUGCCAGGCACCGAGCGGGUGCUGACAACCAGCCCCUCACGCCAGCUGGUGGGCCGAACAUUUUCAGAUGGGUCAGCCACCCGCACCCUGCAGCCUCCUGAGAGUCCCCGCCUGGGCCGGCGGGGCCUGGACAGCAUGCGGGAACUCCCUCCGUUGAGCCCGUCUCUGUCGCGACGGGCUCUCUCCCCCAUGCCCACCAGGACUACGCCAGAUCCCAAGCUAACCAGGGAAGUGGUGGAGAGUCCCCGGGCCCGGCGCUGGGCAGCCCACGGGGCGUCACCGGAGGACUUCUCCCUGACGCUGGGGGCACGGGGCCGUAGGACACGGAGCCCCUCACCCACGCUCGGGGAGUCACUGGCACCCCGCAAGGGCAGCUUCAGUGGCAGGCUGAGCCCAGCCUAUAGUCUGGGCUCUCUGACCGGGGCUUCACCCCGCCAGAGCCCCCGUGCCCAGAGGAAGCUGUCCAGUGGGGACUUGCGGGUCCCUGUCACUCGGGAGCGGAAAAAUAGCAUCACGGAGAUCAGUGACAACGAGGACGACCUCCUGGAGUACCACAGGCGGCAGCACCAAGAACGGCUCUGGGAGCAGGAGAUGGAGAGGCUGGAACGCCAGCGCCUGGAGACCAUCCUGAACCUGUGUGCUGAGUACAGCCGGGCCGACGGGGCACCCGAGGCUGGGGAGCUGCCCAGCAUCGGGGAAGCCGCCGCAGCAUUGGCGCUGGCGGGCCGGAGGCCCUCACGAGGCCUUUCAGCGGCCACCGGAGCCUCUGGGCGGGGCACCGAGGAGCCCGGGGGUGCCACCCAGCGCCUGUGGGAGUGCGUGGACCGCUCAGAUGAGGAGAAUCUCAAGGAGGAGUGCAGCAGCACUGAGAGCACCCAGCAGGAGCAUGAAGAUGCACCCAGCGCCAAGCUCCAGGGGGAGGUGCUGGCCCUGGAAGAGGAGCGGGCUCAGGUGUUGGGGCGAGUGGAGCAGCUCAAGGUCCGUGUGAAGGAGCUCGAGCAGCAGCUGCAGGAGUCCGCCCGCGAGGCUGAAAUGGAACGAGCAUUGCUGCAGGGGGAGAGGGAGGCAGAGCGGGCGUUGCUGCAGAAGGAGCAGAAGGCCGUGGACCAGCUGCAGGAAAAGUUGGUGACCUUGGAAACCGGCAUCCAGAAGGAGAGGGACAAGGAGAGGGCGGAGCUGGCCGCGGGACGGAGGCACCUGGAGGCCCGCCAGGCGCUCUACGCCGAGCUCCAGACGCAGCUCGAUAACUGCCCCGAGUCAGUGCGGGAACAGUUACAGGAGCAGCUGAGAAGGGAGGCCGAGGCCCUGGAGACGGAGACAAAGCUGUUUGAGGACUUGGAGUUCCAGCAGCUGGAGCGGGAGAGCCGCGUGGAGGAGGAGCGUGAGCUGGCGGGCCAGGGGCUGCUCCGGAGCAAGGCUGAGCUGCUCCGGAGCAUCACCAAGAGGAAGGAGCGCCUGGCAGUCCUGGACAGUCAGGCCGGGCAGAUCCGGGCCCAGGCCGUGCAAGAGUCCGAGCGCCUGGCGCGGGACAAGAACGCCUCCCUGCAGCUGCUGCAGAAGGAGAAGGAGAAACUCACGAUGCUGGAAAGAAGGUACCACUCACUCACGGGAGGCAGGCCUUUCCCGAAGACCACGUCGACCCUCAAAGAGGCCGAACUGCUCAUCUCCGAGUCCUCAGGGACUGCGAGUCUGGUCCCUUUCCCGGGGUCUUCUCAGGCUGGGGCCUCCUCUGUCCCCCUAAUCCCACCUGCUUCCACUCAGCUCUGCCCCAAAGCACAAGAGUACGUGACGCUUGAGCAGCUAAAGGCGAUGUGGGGCACCUCGCCCAUGCCCGCAGCCCCUGUGCCAGGCCUGCCUCUCUGGGCCCCUGCCUCCCGGGACCUGGUUCCCACCACCUGCCUUCCUCCCGUGCUGCCCUCUUCCUCCUCCUUCGCUUCCAUCACGCCUUCACCCAAGAUGGAGGAGCUGCUGCUCCCUGCUGUAGACUUAGAGCAGUGGUACCAGGAGCUGAUGGCCGGGCUGGGGACCGGCCCCGCUGCAGCCUCCCCGCGCUCCUCUCCCCCGCCUCUGCCCGCCAAAGCUUCCCGGCAGCUGCAGGUUUACCGCUCCAAGAUGGAUGGUGAGGCCACCAGCCCCCUGCCCCGGACCCGCAGUGGCCCUCUCCCCUCUUCCUCUGGCUCUUCUUCCUCCUCCUCCCAGCUCAGCGUGGCUACCCUGGGCCGUAGCCCCUCCCCAAAGAGUGUCCUCCUUGCCCAGAAUGGCACGAGCAGCCUUCCUCGCAACCUGGCGGCCACGCUGCAGGACAUUGAGACCAAGCGCCAGCUGGCCCUGCAGCAGAAGGGCGAGUCGCUUCCUGCCGAGCCCCCCCCAACCGACGACCCAGCAGGGCAGCAGGUGAUCGAGGAGCAGCGGCGACGCCUGGCCGAGCUGAAGCAGAAGGCUGCGGCCGAGGCGCAGUGCCAGUGGGAUGCCCUGCACGGGGCGGCCCCCUUCCCGCCCGGCCCCUCGGGCUUCCCCCCGCUCAUGCACCACUCCAUCCUGCACCACCUGCCGGCCGGCCGAGAGCGCGGGGAGGACGGCGAGCACGCCUACGACACCCUGAGCCUGGAGAGCUCCGACAGCAUGGAGACCAGCAUCUCCACGGGCGGCACCUCGGCCUGCUCCCCGGACACCGUGUCCAGCGUGAGCGGCCUGGACGUGGGGAAGAUCGAGGAGAUGGAGAAGAUGCUGAAAGAAGCGCACGCGGAGAAGAGCCGCCUCAUGGAGUCGAGGGAGCGGGAGUUGGAGCUCCGGAGGCAGGCCCUGGAGGAGGAGCGGAGGCGGCGGGAGCAGGUGGAACGGAGGCUGCAGAGCGAGAGCGCCAGGAGGCAGCAGCUGGUGGAGAAGGAGGUCAAGAUGCGGGAGAAACAGUUCUCCCAGGCACGACCCCUGACUCGCUACCUGCCAAUCCGGAAGGAGGACUUUGAUCUGAAGACCCACAUUGAGUCGUCGGGCCACGGUGUCGAUACCUGCCUGCACGUGGUGCUCAGCAGCAAGGUCUGCCGCGGCUACCUGGUCAAGAUGGGGGGCAAGAUUAAGUCGUGGAAGAAGCGCUGGUUUGUCUUCGACCGGCUCAAGCGCACCCUUUCCUAUUAUGUGGACAAGCAUGAGACGAAGCUGAAGGGGGUCAUCUACUUCCAGGCCAUCGAGGAGGUCUACUAUGACCACCUGCGCAGUGCGGCCAAGAAGAGGUUUUUCAGCUUCACUGUGGUGACUGAGAGCCCGAACCCAGCCCUCACCUUCUGUGUGAAGACCCAUGACCGGCUCUACUACAUGGUGGCCCCAUCUGCCGAGGCCAUGCGCAUCUGGAUGGAUGUCAUCGUGACCGGAGCUGAGGGCUACACUCAAUUCAUGAACUGACCGGUGUGGACCUCCUAGACCCUCGGGCCAGCCCACCUGCCGCUUCGCCCUGGAGACAGAGGUGCACACCGGGCCACACAGGAGUGCCCCCAGAGGCCCGGAAGGGCGGAGCGUGCCUGGGGCUGUUGUAGGUGACUUUGUACUGUUCUACGGUGUAAGGAACUCAUCCUGUGAAUUUCUGGGCUCAGGCCCCCUGAAGAACAAGCCAGCAGAUGAAAAGUGGGGAGGCUCCCGGGAGCCCAGAAUCUACAGUAACCUUGGAGGGCCCUGCCCCAGGCCUGAGGAGCUGUCACAAGAGGGGGCCUCAAGUCCUGACCUGGCACCUGCACUCCCCAGCCUGUGUUCUCUUUUGCAAAAGGACAAAUUAUGGUACCAGAAUCUGCCAAAGAUCCCUUCUUGCCUCAGCCCCCUUUGCGGGGGCCUUGGGGGCUGAGGACCACAUCAAGAGUGGGGUAACACUCAGGCGGUGUACUUCUCCAACCCCGCUCUACCCUGUUCUCCCCUGUCUCUGUUCAAGGGCCAGAGACCUCCAGUGCCAUCCUUGAGGUCCUAACCUCAUCCCCUUUUUGCAGACCCCCAACCACCAUCUCCACAGUGACUGCUUCAUUGCCAUGGUCAUACAUCGCCGUGGCUCCGCCCAUGCUGCAGCCAUGGGCCCAUCCGAGGGUACAAGGGUACGUACUGCGACCUCUCCAGCCCAGGACCUGGUGCAUCUCAUGCCGGGGGAAGGGACCAAGCACCCGCUCCCUGCCCCCUAUGUCUCCAGGCCCUGGUGCACAGCCGGCCGCCCCCUAGUCCAGACCUCUCCCUUGCACUCGUGCCUUGCUUAGAGCCAGAAGGGACGAAGCUUGGACAUCCAGAGACUGGAGGAAGGAAGCGGAUGGGAGAGGCAGCUAGACUGGGUUCUACAGAACUGGCUGGGUUUCUAACAGGGACGGAGGGCCGCUCAGACGCCCGCUGGGGGAAACCUGAGCAGGAGUCGAGGGGGAGGACCCUGGGGGCUGGCUGCCCUCCCUUCCGCCUCAGCCCUUCACGCCUUAACACUAAGCCCACAACCCUGCUCCUCUGCCCAACACUGGGCCAUGGUUGCCCGGCCUGGGCUGGGCGAUUUUCAGUAUUUGUAAGCAUCUCCAUGGAACAAUAAAGCAUUUGGAGUACGUG